CUACACUAACAUGGAAGGGGGUGUCAGAUUAGUGGAGCCCUGCUGACGUCUUUCAGCGCGUGGGACCAGCUUGUCUCGAUCUGGCUGGACGCCUGGGGGCUGCUUUUCCGGGGGGACGGGGGGGGACCACUGAUGGAUGGAUCACCUUCGCGAGAGCUGCGAGGAAGCGGGUUGUCAAAGGGGAUUUUGGGGGGGAGAAGACUCUGCUGCACACACCAACGCAGCAAAAGCCCAGAUGUGGCCAAAUCGAGAAUGAGCAGUCGGGUCUGGCAACACCGCUGCUGGCUCAUGGAUCCAUUCAUCUCCAACCCAACACCAUUCCUUCCCCUUCGUCCAUUCCCAUUCCCAUCACCAUCACCAUCACCACCGCCAUCAUAACCACCAUCGUCCUCCACCAUCGUCCUCCACCAUAUCAUACCCUUGUCGCUGUCGCCGUCCAGCUGCCAUCGGCGCCCAGCUUUUUGUUGAUUGCCCUGUAUUUUUCUCUCCUUUGGUGAUUGCUUCCACCCAUCACCCUCUUUUUUCUCACCAACCCCGAGCCCACCCGGUGUUCCAUCCGAUCUCGUUGCGAUACCCUCAUCAUCCACGCGCCCGCAUCCGCGCCAACACUGCCGCUGACCUCCUGUUCCCCCCCUAGCGAUCUCGGAGCCGUCUCUCUAGAGCAGAUUGUCAGAAGCCAGAAGAGUGCAGGUCACCCUUUUCUUUAGUUUAAACAGACUUGCCGAUAGCUUCGUAAUUCCUCGACGGGACGCGUGCUAGGUGGGCAAAAAAGUGUCGAUGAAUGCACAUGAAUUGUAAAAACUACACAGUAACAGAAGCACCAUGGACGGGCGGGACCACUUCUCGACCGUGCUGCAACGGCCGCCUCACUUUGACGAGGACGGCAGUAAUGGCAAUGGCGGCGGCAGUGCAAACGAAGAUCGCGGACCGCGUGGAGGGCUGCGCGACAUCUUGAAUCCAGUGAGCUCUGCCUCGCAGCCAGCGUCAGCUCUUGGGCCGCCAGGAACCCCCGGAGCACCCGCGCCUCCACGGCCGCACUCGUCCUUCAGUCUAAGAUCACCAACACAAGGUGACUAUCACACCCCGAACCCCUACUCUACCUCGCCUGGCAGCCAUCCCUCGGGCUCUCGUUCCAUCCUCAGCAAUCCCGUGGCAGGAGCCUCGAUUUCGGCAGCCUCCUUCCCACCACCACCACCACCGCCGCCUCCACCACUGUCGGCAUCGCUGCAGGCACCGCCGGCCAUUGCAUCGCCAUUGACGACACAACAACACCCGCCGCCCGUAUCGCCGCUGCACGCGCCGCACGUGUACUACUCGUCCGAGAUUCGAGAUCGUGAUCGAGACAGAGGCAGAGACAGAGACAAUCGCGACCCGGUUCUCGAAAAGUCGGCGGGCAGCAGCUUCUACGACCCGACGGCGGAUUCAACAAAGAAAGAGCGCGAGCGCAGGGUUUCGGACACGGGCUCCUCCUCCUGGCGCAACGCGACGCAGAGCUCGACACCAAAGGCUCGCGACUCGUACAAUUAUUCCCAAUCAUCCGACUAUUACACCGCGAACAACAUCGCCACAUCCUCCGCCAGCAACCACCAGGGCGGCAUCAUCAACGGCGCCAGCUACGCAUCCCAUGCGACUUCAUCCCUCUCACGAAGUCCCGUCUCUCAGUACCAUCCUGCUCCCACUGCAGGAUCCAUCAGUCCAUCAGCACCUGCAUCGGCUCGACUUGGUGCCAUUUCAUCGCCCAGUCUGAGGCACAGCCAGAUGUCCCCUUCCACCAUCAACGGGACCACUCCAACUGCGUUGCCUGUCCUCGCACGGAGCGGGUCCCCAACCCCAUCAUCAUCUAAGGGCCAGGGCGUCUCAGGUACUCCAAGUCGUGCCGCAGGUGUCAUGUCCUUUUCCAACAUCCUCUCCGAACCUGUCUCGCGACCCAGAGCGACCUCGCCAUCUACAACCGACGAUACCCCCAUCCGAGUGGAAAGAGCCGGAACCGUCGACAAGGCUGACCGCGAGAAAAAGCCAAGAAAGACCAUCAAGUCGCGUGUUUCCGAAAUGAAGGGUGUCGAGUCGACGCCCAAGGCGUCCAGAAAGACCGCCUCCAAACCCGAGACCCCGGCUUCCGGUCCACGACUUCCAGCGAAACGAUCGGCCAACGGGCUUACGAAGCAAAAGUCCUUCUCUGCCGACAAAGAAAGGAAGAUUCAAGAGGAAAUGCAGCAGCUCGACUCUUGGGACCCACCAGAACACAAAUGGGAAGAUGAAUUUGAAGAGUAUCAACGACGGAGCAAGCGCCGCCGACUGGAGCUGGCCCAGUUGGACCUCAACCACAAGCAGGCGCGCAGAGAUGACUUGGCCCAGUCGCAAGGUUUCAAGCUCAAGUUACAUGCCGAUCUUGGGAAACGGCGAUUCGAUGACCUCCACUACGACGAAGCAUUGCAAGAGGUGCGACAGCGAGAAGUCCAGUUGGAGAAGGAGCGGAAGAAGGACAUGCAGCGAAAGAGGCGUCGGGAGAAGUCCAUGGCUCUUACCCUCGAGCUUAAGAAUUCUGCUCUCAAGCGGGCCACCAUUGCCCAGAGCGAGGCAGAGCGCCUGCGGUACAUGAAGGAAGCGGAACGAGCCGAGAAGAAAGUUCAGCAGACCAAAUACAUCUUGCAGAAUGGCCUCAAAGGUCCUCCCCGCAGUUCGAGUGCUCUCGAGCCCAAUCUCGAGGGCGGUACCAUGGCGACUUUCCAGGCCGAAAACAUGGAACCUGGCAAGGGCAAGGGCAAGGGUCGCGCCGGUGGUCGACUCAAGAAGUCCAAGGAGCAGAAGCAGGCAGAGAAGGACAGUGCCGAAGCUGCCCAGGCCGCUCUCGAUGCCGGGAAGGAGCUUCCCACCAAGGAGGAGACGAGCAAGAUUCGACUCAAGGUCACCAAACAGCCCGUCACCGAUUCCGAGAAGGACAAGGAAACCAAGGAGCCCAAGGACUCCAAGAAGGAAAAGGUGGUCGAGGAGCCAAAGGAUCCGUUGGAGAUGCGGUUCCAGUCCAAGGGCUUUAACCAGAUCUACGACCAGAUCUGGCGUGACCUUGCCCGGAAGGAUGUCAACAAGGUCUACAGGCUCGCCACCGACUCAUAUUCCACCAAGGCAUCCAACCUCAAGAAGACCGCCAUUUUGGCGUCCAAGGAAGCAAAGCGAUGGCAGCUCCGCACCAACAAGGGUACCAAAGACCUUCAAGCUCGUGCUAAGCGUGUCAUGAGAGACAUGAUGGGCUUCUGGAAACGGAACGAACGCGAGGAGCGCGACCUCCGCAAGGCCGCCGAGAAACAGGAGCUCGAGAACGCGAAGAAGGAGGAAGCCGACCGUGAAGCGGCUCGUCAAAAGAGGAAGCUCAACUUCCUGAUCUCGCAGACCGAAAUCUACUCUCACUUCAUUGGCAAGAAGAUCAAGACAAACGAGGUGGAGCGCAGCACGGACCGACCCGAGAUUGCCGAUGCGGACCAAAACCAAAUCCCCGAAACGUCUCUUGAUAUCGAGGAGCCUACUGGUCCGGUUGGCUCCAAGGUUACCAACUUUGAAAAUCUUGAUUUCGACGAGGCCGAUGAAUCGACCCUCAAGGCUGCGGCCAUGGCCAAUGCGCAGAACGCCAUUGAGGAAGCGCAAAAGAAGGCGCGGGACUUCAACAAGGACGCCAACCUGGACGAGGAUGGAGAGAUGAACUUCCAGAACCCCACUGGUAUGGGCGAUGUGGAGAUUGACCAGCCGAAGCUGCUCAACUGCCAGCUGAAGGAAUAUCAGCUCAAGGGUCUCAAUUGGCUCGUCAAUCUGUACGAGCAAGGCAUCAACGGCAUCCUCGCCGACGAAAUGGGUCUGGGCAAGACUGUACAGUCCAUCUCUGUCAUGGCCUACCUCGCCGAGAAAUACGACAUUUGGGGUCCGUUCCUUGUCGUUGCGCCGGCUUCUACCCUGCACAACUGGCAACAGGAAAUCACCAAGUUCGUCCCAGAGUUCAAGGUGCUGCCAUAUUGGGGCACCGCUGCCGACCGCAAGGUGCUCCGAAAGUUCUGGGACCGAAAGCACACCACCUACAAGAAGGACGCUGCUUUCCACGUCAUGAUCACGUCGUACCAGCUUGUCGUGUCCGAUGUCGCCUAUUUCCAAAAGAUGAAGUGGCAGUAUAUGAUCCUCGACGAGGCCCAAGCCAUCAAGAGCUCUUCGAGCUCCCGUUGGAAGUGCUUGCUGAGUUUCCACUGCCGCAACCGACUUCUAUUGACCGGUACUCCUAUUCAGAACAACAUGCAGGAACUUUGGGCCCUCUUGCAUUUCAUCAUGCCGUCUUUGUUUGACUCCCACGACGAGUUCAGCGAAUGGUUCUCAAAGGACAUCGAAUCGCAUGCGCAGAGCAACACCAAGCUCAACCAGGACCAGCUGAAGCGUUUGCACAUGAUUCUCAAGCCAUUCAUGCUUCGUCGUGUCAAGAAGCAUGUCCAAAAGGAAUUGGGCGACAAGAUUGAACUCGACGUCUUUUGCGAUCUGACCUACCGCCAGCGUGCCUUGUAUUCGAGCCUUCGCAACCAGAUCAGCAUUCUUGACCUCAUUGAGAAGGCGACCAUGGGCGACGACGAUUCUUCUAGUUUGAUGAAUCUCGUCAUGCAGUUCCGAAAGGUCUGCAACCAUCCCGAUCUUUUCGAGAGGGCCGAUACCAAGUCGCCAUUCUCUUGCGGCUACUUUGCCGAGACGGCCUCUUUUGUCAGAGAGGGCACAAACGUAUCAGUUGGUUACUCUGUUCGCAGUUUGAUCGACUACGACUUGCCCCGCUUGGUGUGGCAAGAGGGCGGGCGCCUGGACAAGCCCGGGCCUGAUAACGCGGUUGCUGGUUUCCGGAGAAAGUACACUGGCGAGCUGUUGAACAUUUGGACACCGGAGAACAUUCGUGAUAGCGUCUCGAAUGCCGAUCACUUUUCAUGGCUGCGAUUUGCAGACGCUAGCCCGCAAGAAGCCUACCAGGCUAGUCAUCGAGGACUGUUCGAGCGAGCUGUGACGCUUUCAACAUCGAAGAACCGGCUCGGGAACAUGAACGUUCUCUAUCGCGAUACAGAAGACGAGAACUGGACUCCGGUCCAUGCUCUGUUCCAGAUUCAGCAACGUACUGACCGCAAGCCUCUUGCCGAUAUCACUGAGCAAGGUGUCCUUCGCGACCUCAUGAAUGUGGCGCGCGCUAACUACGCUGAUAUCGGACUGGGACGACUUGAGCAAGCCGGCCGGCCCCGCGCAUCUGCACCGCCCAUCGAGGUUUCAUGCACUGGCCGCGGCUCGGUUGCGGAGCGUGAGAACAUCCUCUUCAACCCUCAGGUACGCAAGGCAUUGUACGGACCCACCCCCGUCGAAGAGAAGGCGCUCGUCACCGAAAAAAUCCCAAUCGAGCGAUACCCGCCUCCUGCACUCCUGCCGGCGCCAGAUAAGGAGAAGACCCGGUUUACCAACAUUGCGGUCCCCUCGAUGCGCCGCUUCAUUACGGAUUCGGGCAAGCUUGCCAAGCUCGACGAGCUCCUGCGGCAGCUGAAGGAGGGCGGUCAUCGUGUGCUGCUGUACUUCCAGAUGACGCGCAUGAUCGAUCUGAUGGAAGAGUAUUUGACCUACUGCAACUACAAGUACUGCCGCCUCGAUGGUUCAACCAAGCUGGAAGACAGAAGAGAUACCGUGUCGGACUUCCAAACCCGGCCCGAGAUCUUCAUCUUCUUGCUCUCUACCCGUGCUGGUGGUCUUGGUAUCAAUCUAACCACGGCCGAUACUGUCAUCUUCUACGACUCUGACUGGAACCCGACCAUUGAUUCACAGGCCAUGGAUCGUGCCCAUCGUCUUGGUCAGACGAAGCAGGUCACCGUCUAUCGUCUCAUCACGCGCGGCACCAUCGAGGAGCGCAUCCGCAAGCGUGCCAUGCAGAAGGAAGAGGUGCAGCGCGUCGUCAUCACGGGCGGCUCGUCGGCGGGUGGCGCCGGUGUCGACUUCUCUGGACGUAGGGCGCCCGAGAACCGGAACCGCGACAUUGCCAUGUGGCUUGCGGAUGAUGAACAGGCCGAGAUGAUUGAACGCCGCGAGAAGGAAUUGCUCGAGAGCGGGGAGUACGACAAGAUUCAGAAGAAGCGUGGUGGCAAGCGGAAGCGGGCGGAUGCUCCAACCAGCCUGGAUGAGAUGUAUCACGAAGGCGAGGGCCAUUUUGAUGACAACAAGGGUUCCGGCACAGCCACACCAAACGCUGCCGGAGCCGACGCCGCCGAUGUCCGCCCUGGAAAACGCACCAAGCGUGCUCCCACCGGCAAGAAAGCCAAGACAACAAAGCAACGGUUGGCGAUUGCUGACGGCGAGAUCGAUAUUUGAUCACCUACUCUUUCACCUGCAGGACAAUAUGGUAGCAAUAAGCCUGUACCAAGACCAAGCCGCCGUCUACGCACCCCGCCGGUAUAGAUUUUCUUCUUUUCUUUUUCUUCUUCUUUUGCACACAGCACACGUGGUUGUUGGGUGUAUGUAGCCUAGUUCAUUAAAGAACACUGGUAGACACAAAAACGGGAAUGGUACUUGGGGCUGGGGAGAGGAGUUCAGGUCAGCUCAAGGGGUAGCAAGCGGAUAACAAAUGAGGAAUGGGUGGAAGGGUCAACUAAAGAUGUUCAUGUUGUAUUUCUGUAGAAUAAUUACUUUUGUUUCAUGUUGUGUAUUGUUCUUGUGGAUGCCGCUGUGGUGGUUUUGUGUAGGAUGAGAGGUUGUGUCUGAUGAAGGGAAUUGUGUGUGGGCAAUGGAACAAAAGUGGAGAGAUGGGGGAGUUGGGGAUUUAGUUUGUCGGCUUGUUGGGGUGGUAGAUGGUGAGAGGUGGUCAUUUUUGAGACGAGAGACUUCAAGACAACGAUGAAGAUGAAGUUGAUAUUUCCGA
This is a messenger RNA of Podospora pseudocomata, 6901 nucleotides long. RefSeq names its product putative DNA helicase ino80 (gene INO80). Lineage: Eukaryota; Fungi; Ascomycota; Sordariomycetes; Sordariales; Podosporaceae. The record is from RefSeq and is a predicted model, not a curated record. The coding region runs from base 823 to 6354 and encodes 1843 amino acids. Gene Ontology annotation, cellular component: nucleus; Ino80 complex. Gene Ontology annotation, molecular function: ATP binding; histone binding; ATP-dependent chromatin remodeler activity. The transcript has 4 exons. Gene Ontology annotation, biological process: DNA repair; chromatin remodeling; DNA-templated transcription.